Caenorhabditis auriculariae is the source of this 10639-nucleotide messenger RNA. The record is from the annotation of a GenBank genome assembly. Lineage: Eukaryota; Metazoa; Nematoda; Chromadorea; Rhabditida; Rhabditidae.
AUGGCGUCCAUGGCGCAAUUAAUGUUCGACGAGUUCGGGCAACCGUUCAUCGUCAUGCGAGAGCAAGAAAAUCAAAAGCGUAUGACUGGUGUUGAAGCUGUCAAGGUGAGUUUUUUUCAUUCCAGAAUUUGUUUUUUUGGGAACUUUUUUCUAUGUUUUAUUGUCUUCAGAGCCACAUUUUGGCCGCUCGUGCUGUUGCGGGAACUCUCCGUACUUCUCUUGGUCCUCGUGGACUCGACAAAAUGCUUGUAAGUUUAUAAAGAAAAAUAGAAAAAGAAUCUUAUUUUUUAUACAUUUUUUUGUUAUUUUUAUAUUCAAAAAAAUUCAGGUGUCUCCGGACGGUGACGUGACGAUUACCAACGAUGGAGCGACCAUUAUGGAGAAAAUGGACGUUCAGCAUCACGUUGCUCGUUUGAUGGUUGAACUGAGCAAGUCUCAGGAUGAUGAGAUUGGUGAUGGAACGACUGGUGUCGUUGGUAAGGAAAUAUUCGUUUUCAUUCGUUCCCGCAUAACUGAAAUUGUUAAAAUUUUUUUUUUUUGCAAGUGUCAUUAAGAGUGUUUUUUUUCGCAAUUAUAUAAGUUCGAGAAAAUUUAGUUGUGGUUUUCCAGAAAUAGCCGUUUCGUCAAAAAGGUCAAUAACCAAUUAUUUUACCGUUUCGGAAAAAUUCAAGUGCUACGAGAGGUUCUCGAAGUUUUUUUCAAAAAUAUUCUUUUAGGGAAUUUUUAAAUGAAUAAACUGCGUGUGAGAAAACAUUUUAUGCUACAAUUUUUUAGUGAUACAUGCGCGUGAGUCACUCGACUGAGUUUUUUUUUUCUUUAGUGAUCACUUAAUCGUAAAUCACUUUUCCUACCCUUCGCGAGGUCUGAGUGUAUCUGAUUAAAAUGUAAAAUUGAACAUUUUACCGUUUCAUAUUUGAAAGCUUUGUCUUUAUUGCUUGUUAAUUUUCGAUAAUUGCAUUUUGCAAUCUUAUUCAUUUUUCAAUAGCAACUUUUUUUCCGAUGGCUUGAAAAAUUGUUAAUUUUUAUACGGCUUUUAUUUGUUCGAAUCUGAAAACUUUGAAGGUACCCUUAUUCCUCAAGGAUCUCAGUACCCUUCUGAAGAAUUUGCAAAUAUUCUUUUUUUGGCCUUGAAAAUAUGACUCUACAUGAAUAUGUUUCAAAAUCAGAUACCAGAAAGUGAAAAAUGGAAGGGUAUAAAAGAUGGAUUUUAUCACUCAUCUUCUAUCUUUUUUUUCUGAUUUUUGAUUACUCACCUCAAGAAAAUAGUUAACUGUGACUUUUUUCUUUGUCAUAUCGAGCAAGCUUCGUACCUUUUCUUACUGUUUAUUUAGUAGGUGACGUAUGAGUCAAGACGUUUUCUCACUGCUUUUCCACUUUUCGCAGUGAAAAACUUUGUGAAUGGUCAUUAGAUUCGGUAAUUUCUGAGAAUAUAUUUUUCAUUCAGUCCCCGGUUCCCACUAUUCAUAAAGGAACUUGAUAAAAAAUUUUUUAUUCUUUGCUUAGUGAGUCAAUGGACUUAGUCACAGUGUGAUAAUUUAGCGAUUUCCGGAGUUUUUUUUAAAUCGAAAUGUUGGUUUUUUCGCUGGCAGUGUAGAAUGAAAUAUUAACUUUUGAAUACCUAAUGAAAGAACCCUUUCUUUGCAUCGCUUUAUUUUAAAUCUAGCUCAAAAGAGAGCUUUUCUUAUUCCAUUUAAUGUUAUGAAAGAGGAAAAGUUUUUUUUGUUAUAUGGUAGUUCCUGCUCAGGAAAGGCUAUUGCUAGAUAAGCCUGUGGUGAGAUCUUUCGCGGAAGUCACGUCAAAUCCCCUUGGGAAUCUUGUUGUCUUACCUUUUUCUCUUUUGCGCAGGGAAAGCUUCUUAGUCGAAAUUGAGAGCUCUUUUGAUCCUCACGUUGAUUAGCCAUUCAGAAAGACAUCUGUUUUCCGUUUUUUUUUACUGUUUUUUAUUUUGGAAAUGUGUUCUCAGAACUGAUAGCUGGGUUUUAUAAAAAAAAACGCUCUGAAAAACAAAUUAAAAAUUACCAGUUUUGGUUUCCAAAAUACAACAGUUUUUGGCUUGACAAAGUUGUUUGUUUUGAAUUAUUCUUUGUGGAUGCUCAUGCUGAAUGAAAAUUAAAAAUAAUCCUUUUUUGUUCAUGAAAAGUGAACCAGACUUCCAAGCUUUUUCACAUCAGAUAUAGUAACAAAUUGUUGGCCGAGAAAAUCUUUUUUUUUUUUCAAAUUUCGUUUCCAUCUUCUAAGAUACAGCUCUUGAGAAAUCUCGAACUUGCUUACUGAGCAACUUUUUUGAAAAGCUUCAUUGAAGAUUCAUAAAUGCUUUUUGCAAGAGAUUCCAUCUGUCUCACGUUUACAAGAAUCAAAACAAAAAUAUCUGAAAAUGAUCAAAAUUUUCCCCUAAAUUUUUAUUAGCGCGCAUUUUAUCAGUGUUUCGGGGUUCUUAUCACAUCUUUCAUUGUCGUUUUCCUAAACGUCUAAUAUGACGUCAACUGCGUCGCAAUCUAUUCUUUCUUCUCGUCCGUUUGACUUUCGGAGUUUUGAUUCCCCCUUUUUUGGCCUCUUCGAGGUGACUGGGUUAACGUUAGAAAAAAAAAAAUUUAAUUGGGGUCAUAAAGAUCCGAUUAAAGUUUUUUGAUUGGGCUGCUGUCGUUCGUAGGAAACUUUAUCAUAAAAACUGAAGUUUGAGAAGAGAAAAUUUAAAUUUUAUAAAAUCAUUAAAUUUUCAUCAUGGUAGUAGUAGAGCGCGAGAAUCUUUUCGCAACUUGCAGAGAUUUUUUUAAAUCUAACCGCUAGAAUGAAUAAUUUUGCACGAGUUCUGAGUAGUUUUAUGAAGAGGAAGCUUGCAUUAAAAACUGAAAUAAGUUCUUCAAAUAAGAAAUAAGAUAAUCAAAGGAUAAUUAUCUCAUCUUUCACACUAAUUAAAGGCAAUUAUAAACCAUAUAGGUUUAGAAAGGUUUAAUAAAUCGAAAUUUUGUUAAUUUCCAUCCCUUUCAAUCAGCUCUUUAGAAAUUUUUUUUAAAGGGUUUUCACAGAGAAAAUAAGUUGUCAGAAGUUUUGAGUUAUAAUUUUCAUUCUUCUCAGUUGCCUAGACAUAGACAUUUUUUCCUGACGUGCUCAGUUUUUCGAAUGAGGUCCCCAUUAACAUUAUUGGCCUUUUGGAACUUGAUGAACGCGUGAGUUGCGCUGUGUUUCGACGAGACGGCGAUAAUUGAAUCCGCUUGAUACACGUCGACAUUGGGGAUUAAGGGAGCUCUUUUUUCCUCUUUUUUUCCCUGCUCCGGCCGUCAGGCCAUCAACUUUUACUUGGUAAAAGGAUACAAAUUUGAUGUUUUUGUCGCUGUCGGCAUACAAAAAUUGUAUGGACUUUCUUCUUGAAUACGAAAAAGCAAUAUUUUCUUUGUAUUUCACGUGACUUGGGGCAUUUCAAAGUGAAACGCAACUGUGAUCUUUCAAAUUCACUGAAGAUCCACACGGUAGAUACACUGUGUCGGCCUAAUUUUUGUGUCUAGAGAUUUCGUUCAUGUUCAUUUCUUUACAGUAGUAUAUAAGACUUAUAUUGGAAACUUUUGAAUUUCAACAUCAAAAAAAUAAAUUAUCAAAAAUUAAAACAAAACAAAAAGAUUUUUUUCUAAGUUUUCAGGAAUAAUCAUUCAAAAAGAAGGGUUAAUUCAUUGAAAAAGGAUGGUUUAAUUCGUUUAGUUUUUCAAUUUGAGAAAUAGAAAAACCGACAAGAAAAAAAUGAUGGAAUACAAUUUCAGUGCUCUUUUUUUCAGCCUUUUUCUGAUUUUUUCAAUUAGUAUUAAUAAAAAAAUUUUAAAAAGCUUCUCCUAACCUCAACUUUUUUUCAACAGAACUUUUUUUGAAAAUGAACAAAGAGAGUUUUACGUAGCACUUGUGGGUUUUGGGUUAGGGUCCUUGUGGACGUCAUAGUCUGUUCAAUACACACGUAUGUUCAAACAAGCGCAGUUGUCUCUCCUCUCAGCUUGACUUUAUCAUUUUGUCGAUAUCAUGAUUCUUUUAUUUUUUUUUCUCAGUUAAAAUUAACAUUUUACGGGAAACGACAACCUGCGCGUAAAGCCUCAGAUAAGAGCGGCUUUUGAAGCGGCUAGGCUUAACGAAUCUUUGACGCAUUGAGACACCUCUUCACAUAUCCUACCAGUAGCUUGUACUGACUGGAUGAUGUGCUUGAUUUUCAACGAAGAUAGUAGGAAAAUAAUAAGGUUCAAAGUAGGGAGUGUAGGAAAAGGGAGUCGCGAGUUGACUACUUGAUUAAAUGGAGAUUUACUCAAAAAGGAAAAUUAUCCUAAAGAACUUAUUGAAUUGGAAGUUAUUGAUAUUAGGACAAUGUAAGGUUGAUAAUGUGUAACAAUGUUUCAACUUUGUCAAAAAAAGUAGCUAUGAAACGCUCAUACCAUGUUCCAUCAAUUGAAUUUUUUUUGAGCUUUUUUUUCGGGUAGGUAACAUAAGAUCGGACUUAACUUUAGACCUAUUCACUUGGUCUCUUAGAAUCUGAUUUCACUUGAAUUGAGAAAAAAAAAUUGAUGAAUUACCCUGUAGUUUUUUGCUUUUUUACAUUUUGUUAACCUGUUUUUGUGUCUUGACGAAGAAUAGGGGCCACGAACUUGGCGUCGAAACGAAUUGUUUACGUGUCCGUGUCUGCGUUCUUUUCAGUUCUUUGGGUUCUUUUUUUUGUUCUAGCCCACGUAAAUGUUUUGUCCUUUCUCACGUUUGAAUUCGAACAGCUUCAACUUUGAACUUUUAGAACGUUGUAGCUUGUCUAGACCUUUAAUUUGAAAAAAAAAAUAAGAAAAAAACUUUCAUGCCUGGACGAAUAGGCUUUUAACCUCAUUUUUCCCGGCUGCCGUUUUGAGGGGCAUUUAACUCGUGAAAUGUGGAUUUGGAAUGGGUCUACUGCUGUUUCCUAUUUCUUUCUCUUUUUUUUUCAUUUUUUUUUUCAUUCUCGCUACUUAAUAUCGAUCACGUGGCGGCGGCGAGUGGCCCGUUUUCUCUCUAGUCUCUGCGUCUCGCUUCUCUUCCGCCUCUCUCCGGCGCCAAUCUUUCGUCUCGACACUCGUCCUUAUCCAACUAUCCUUUACUCUCUUUUUUUCAACUUUUCCCACACAUUUUUCGUUUUUUUUUUCUUGUGUUGAAAGUGACUGGAAAGCGUUUUCAGAAGAGUGAUAAUUGGGCGUGAAAAAGAAGUGUAAUAAGGCUUUUUUUAACUAAUUAAUCUUGUGGACGAAUUUAUAUGGAGGUAGUCAAGCGUAAAAGUUGUUAAUUGAACAAUUUUUGAGCAGUUAACGAAGCGAGAUUUUUCCAGAUUUAGGUAAGAAGAGUAAAAAGUCUUUUUUCAAUUUGGUUUUCGGUUCUUCUCAAACUUCAAGCUUCAUCGGUUUUGAGAAAAACACAUAUUUUAUCUAAUUGUUAGCUUGUAUGAACUACUUUUUUUUCUCUGCUCUAGUGUAGUGAAAACCUGAAAAGUGGCUUCCUCUUAAUCACUGAUAGUCAGAAUGGCUUCGUUUUUUUGAUGCAAAAUUCAGAUUUAUGUCACCGAAGUGGCCAAGUUUCUAUUUUUGGGUAUAGUUUGUGUUCCUGUAAUUUUCAAUUUUACCCUUUGUUUCUCGAAGCUUUACUCUUUUUUUCUUUUAGUUUUCGAGUUCUAGCUGUUAAAUUGUUUUUCAGGCCUAUUUUCUCAAGUUUAUCACUUUAUUUUGAAGGGUCUCACAUCUUUUGACCUCAAAACCGGAAAAAGAACUUAUGGGGAGUCGAUUUCGAUAUGAAACUUGUUUGUUUUAUUUUUUUAAAAAGAGAAGGAGCAAUAACAUAACUACUACUGUUGUAAAAAGCUUCAAUUUCUCACUGCUUUUCUUGAUUUUUAUUUUGAUAGGUCUUGGAAAAUUUGAAAUAACCUGCUUUUGAGGUGUGGCGACAGACCGAAACGCCAUCGGCCUGUGGUCUUUGGUGUCCGAAAAGCUGUAAUGCCAUUUUAUCGAUUUUCAUGUUUUCUUCGAUUUCGACCAUUGUGUGAUCCUAUUGCGCGUUCUCAAGAGAAGAAAAUGACCGAAUCUUUUUAAAUAUAGAGUCGAAAGUUCGAAUUCACUCAUUUUAACAUUAUUAUUUGUGAAGAACAUGGAAAAUAGCCUCAAAAAGAUUGAAAAUUUACAUGUUUUACCACUCGUUUUCUAAAUUCAUUUCGAGGUAUUUUCAAUUUCUCAUUGUUUUUUUUUAAAUCGUUUGCUCUUGCUUGAAUUUCAAAGCAUUUUGCACUAGGAUCCUACCUUAUCAUUAUAUUCUACGUUCUUGUUUUUCGAGGCUUUGCAGUUUGUCGCAGACUGAAUUGAGUGUAUAAUUUUCGUGUGUCACAAGAAUGAGUCAACUUUUCUGAGGAUACUUGUAAAUAGUGAUUAUAAACUACGGAAUAGUUUUUUUUUCUCUCAUGUUUUUGGAGCUUUCAGUUUAGUGAAUAAUCAAAGUUUUUCUUUGUGAUUUUGAAAUUUUUCACAUGGUACAUCAUAACUUUUCGUCGAAAAGGCUUGUCAACUUCCUUUCAGGGCAUAUUUCAGUGGAAAUCCGUUUCAUUGAGGUUUAUCUAAUCUUCCAAAAGUGAAGUCGGCUUUUUCAUAAUGGGGAAUAAUCUCUCUCAGAUUUCUCCUUUAUCCAAGAGUGCGUCAAUCUUGCAUUAAGCCGUAUGAUACUUCCUUUCACAUUUAUUAUAGAUUUUUUUUUCUGAGAAACUUUUUAUUUGAAUUAAUUUCUUCUUACUGUCCUUUGUGAAAAAUUUUGUCACUUCUAUCCUUGAAACAUCCGAAUUCCCAACCGUGGAAAAAAUUUUUGAAAUGAAAAUGCAGAAAUUUUCAUAUUGGAAUUGAAUCCAGUUGAUUUGACGUUUCCAUAGCACUCAUAUUACAUGCCAGUCUUGUGUGACACUAAAUGAGUCAAGGGCUUUCUCGGAAUGGAUAAUUGAGAUGGAAAUUUUUCUUUCCUUUCUGUUUUUUCGUUUCGUUUUGUGGAACUUAGGAAAAGGAAAAAGACUCUUUUCGAAAUUUUCAAAAAAGUUAAAUUUUUUUUUAGCACUGAGAGGUGAAAAUAUUGAAAAUAUCUUUAGGUCAUCUAAGAUGUUUCGCUGUUUUCUUUUGAUGAUCGCCUUUCUUCCAACUUAAUUUUUUUCUUCAAGAACCUUUUUUUCAGUUCUCGCUGGUGCCCUUCUCGAAGAGUCGGAACGCCUCAUUGACCGUGGAAUCCAUCCCAUCAAAGUUGCCGAUGGAUUCGAUUUGGCUUGCAAGAAGGUUCGUUGGAGAAUACUUCGAAAUGCCGUUUGAUUGAUUUGUUUUUCCAGGCAUUGGAGACCCUCGACGCGAUUUCCGACCGUUUUCCGGUUGAAGAUCGCGAGCGACUCGUCGAAACGGCCCAAACGAGCUUGGGAAGCAAAAUGUGAUUUUUUUUUUUUCUGAGUGAUGAAAAUUGUCACAGAACUGAGAAUAGACUAGGGCAAGCUUUUCCAAAAAAACAUUUUUUUUUUUGAGUUUUGGAAAGUCAAAUGAAUUUGAGCAAAAAUAUCAGAAAAAUCGACUAAAUAUUGAUUUACUGAAAAAAAGAAAGCAAAAGUUAAUUUUCAGCGUGAACCGAUCGUGCCGUCAAUUCGCUGAAAUCGCCGUUGAUGCCGUCCUUUCAGUGGCCGACAUUGACAAGAAGGAUGUCAAUUUUGAAAUGAUCAAGGUGGAAGGAAAGGUAAAUUUAUUCAAAAAAUAAGGAAAAUAAUUUAUAUCUUUUUUUGUGUUGUAAAAUACCACCUGUCAACGUUUGAAUUUUUUCUUCUUCUAAUGGUUUUCAUUUUCAGAUUGGUGGACGUCUGGAAGACACGGUUCUGGUCAAGGGAAUUAUCAUCGACAAGACAAUGUCCCACCCUCAGAUGCCUAAAGAGCUCAAGGACGCUAAGGUGAAUAAUCUAUUGGAUAUUCUCGUGGCUUUUAAUCAAUAUACCACAUUAAACAGCUUUUUUCAUAGUCUUGAUCAAAAAGAAAGAUUGUUUCCAGGUGGCUAUCCUGACCUGCCCGUUCGAGCCACCUAAGCCCAAGACCAAGCAUAAGCUCGACAUCACCUCGACGGAGGACUUCCAGAAGCUCCGCGAAUACGAACGCGAGACUUUCGAGACCAUGAUCAAGCAGGUCCUGAAGUCGAGAACUUAGAGGGAAUUAAGAGAAUCACAGACACUCUAAGGAAUUUUAAAGGUCGAAAGAACGGAAACUCAGUUUUCAACAGUUUUUAUCAUUUAAUUUUCCUUGAAUAGUUCAAAAACGUCUUCUAAAAUGAUGCCAUCGGAAAAAUAGUAAAAAUAAGCUAAAAUUAAUUACAAGAUUUGGGAAAAGGAACAUUAUUCAAACGCUAGUUGAAAAAUCUCUGAAACCUCGAAGGUUUUCAGAAAGUUAGAAAUUAUUUAGUCAGAAUUUAGGCAACGAAAAUGUCAAAAAUUAGUAAAUGAGGAAUAAAAGUAGAAGAUCAGGGAAAUAAAGAAUAUAUAAUUUUUUUCCCGUUUGGACUUGUUUUUGAAUUAGGCCAUUUUCCAGGUGAAAGACAGCGGCGCCACGUUGGCGAUCUGCCAAUGGGGCUUCGACGACGAGGCUAACCAUUUGCUUCAAGCCAAUGAUCUUCCAGCUGUUCGGUAAUCAUCAAAAGUUGAAUGGGAAGUUAAUUUUGAUUUUUCAGAUGGGUCGGCGGCCCGGAAAUUGAGCUUCUCGCCAUUGCCACCAAUGCUCGAAUUGUUCCUAGGUUAGCCUGUGUUUUCUAAGCUUGAAAAAUAACUUCUGAUUGCUUCAGAUUCUCCGAACUGACCGAGGCCAAGCUCGGAACCGCCGGACUGGUCCGUGAGAUCACGUUCGGAACUGCGAAAGAUCGUAUGCUCUCCAUCGAACAAUGCCCCAACAACAAGGCCGUCACCAUCUUCGUCCGCGGUGGCAACAAAAUGGCGCGUUUCACGGAUAUUUUGUAUUUUGACGGCGUUUAGAAUACAAAAAGAGAGAAAAUCGUAAAUGUAUUUCCGGAGAAUAGACUCGAGGUAACCUAAAUUUAAGAAGAUAAAACUUUUUGGAAGCUUAUUUGUGAAGAAAAAAAACGUUGAAGUUCAAAGUUAGGUUCAAAAAUUGAUCCAUUAUUUCCAAUCUGAAUUUUUCUCGUCAAUAGCCAAGUAGUUUAAAUUUUUGCUUUUUCAGUGAAAAAUUCCUUUUUCUCUUUUGUUAUUUAAAGUUUAAUUACGUUGUUUUUCCUCUAAACUGACAUCAAUUUGAUGUUUGAAGUUCAGAACUAAUUAUAAAUUUUUUCAUUUUUAGAUAAUCGACGAGGCUAAACGAGCCUUGCACGACGCUCUGUGCGUGAUCCGCAACCUGGUCCGCGACUCACGCAUCGUCUACGGCGGCGGCUCCGCGGAGCUGGCCUGCGCCAUCGAAGUCGCCAAGGAGGCCGACAAGAUCGAGGGCAUCGAGCAGUACGCCUUCCGCGCCUUCGCCGACGCCCUCGAGUCGAUCCCGAUGGCCUUGGCUGAGAACAGCGGACUUGCUCAGAUCGACGCCCUUUCCGACUUGAAGGCGCGUUGUCUUUCCACUUUUGCGCUGAAAAUGAGCAUCCUAUAAAAGAAAAAAAGAAUAAACUUGCUUCAAAUCAACUUGAUGGCUCGUUCAAAGAAGCAUAGAGAGAAAAUUUCGAGCGUCUCAAGAAAAAGGCCCUUUUCCAGUUUUUAAGGAGGUCGCUUAAUUUUUAGCUUUCUAGAACUGUCCAAGUUUUGAAUUUACUUCAUUCAUCUGAAAAUUCUUCAAAUUUAGCUGUAAAAUCUUCGCUCAAAGUCUUUUUGGCGCGUUUUUAAAGUUCUCUCUUAAUUUUUUGUUCAUUUUUAGAAACCAAUGAAAAAUAAGUUUCAAAUGAUGUUAAAAAGAAGCGUCGAUUCAUAAAUUCAAUGAAGCUUCUUUUCUGUUUUCUUCCUUCAAUUCAUUUUCGCAAUUCAGAGUAAUUUGAUAAUAAGCAAAGAGAUUGUAUUAUUGUGAUCGACUGAAGCCUAUUUUUGGAUUGCAGGCGAAGCAAAUCGAGACCAAAAAUCCACACCUUGGUGUCGAUGCCGUCUUUGCUGGUACAAACGACAUGAAACAACAGAAAGUGGGUUUUUUUCUAAGAAGAUUUUGAAAAGGAAAGUUACCUAUUUUCUCUAAUAAAACAGUCAUGUUUCAGGUCAUCGAGACUCUUCUCAGCAAACGCGAGCAGAUUUCGUUGGCAACUCAGGUAAAAAUUCCCGUUGUUCAAGUACAUUCAUUAAGUUUUAUCAAUUCAAUAGUCGCACUUAAUUUUUGUCAUUUUUUUCAAGAUCAAAUGAGGCGAAAAAUAGCUUAUAAAAAAAGAAAUUAUUUGAGAAAGUUCAUAUUUUACAAAACUUGACUUAUUUUUCACAGUAUGAAUAUUUUUUUGAGAAUAAUAAAAGGGCAAAAAUACAUGAUUUUGAACUAUGAAAGGAAUCGUUUGACCGACACCUCAACAUGAGCUUUAAUUUCGAAAGUUUCUUGGUUUUUUUUCUGAAUCAUGAAUAUUGCGAAUUUUCCAGGUCGUCCGCAUGAUUCUGAAGAUUGAUGACGUCCGUGUGCCGGACGACGAGCGCUCUCCCUACUGA